Messenger RNA from Hevea brasiliensis (rubber tree), 1090 nucleotides. Its product is annotated as GATA transcription factor 15. Bases 296 to 799 code for a protein of 167 amino acids. Gene Ontology annotation, biological process: regulation of DNA-templated transcription. Lineage: Eukaryota; Viridiplantae; Streptophyta; Magnoliopsida; Malpighiales; Euphorbiaceae. The transcript has 3 exons. The record is from RefSeq and is a predicted model, not a curated record. Gene Ontology annotation, molecular function: zinc ion binding; sequence-specific DNA binding.
UUUGUGCAUAUCCGCCGAGAGAAAAAGAAAAACACGCUCUGUCGGUUUCUUUCUCUCUCUGUUUUCUCUACAUUUGCGCUUCUUUUUUCUCUCCGUUUUCUGUUUCCCUGCCCAUUUCCCUUGUUGGCUCUCUUUCUCUCUCCUUCUCUCUCAUUCUUUAUGUUCAAGAUAUGAUUAUAGCUUUACUGAGUCACAGCCGGGUGGAUUUCUUCUGCCUUUCUAGAACAACCCCUUAGCUUUCCUUCUCUCCCUCCUCUCUAUAAAGGAAAAACAAGGGUGGUUUUUGUUAUGAUGGAUGAUGUCGGGGAAAGGCUGUGGUUGUUUGAUUCUGGUGCAGAAAUCAUUGCAUGAUAAAGAAGAAUACAAGAAUAUUGAGAUCAAGAAGUCUUGUACUGAUUGCAAAACUACCAGGACACCCUUGUGGAGAGGUGGACCUGCUGGGCCCAAGUCACUGUGCAAUGCAUGCGGGAUCAGAUACAGAAAGAAAAGAAGAGCAAUGUUGAGCUUAGACAAAGACAAGGAUUCAGACAAGAAAAAGAGAAGAGGCCAUAGCACCACCACCCUUACCACUACCACUGCAAAUAGCAGCACAAUUGCUACCUCAGCCAGCAGCGUUAAUGAUGGUAGUGUAUUGGGGGAGUCAUUGAAGAUGAGACUAAUAGUAGUGGGUGAGAAAAUGAUGUUUGAAAGAUCAUCAAUAGUCAGGAAACAAAGGUGCCAAAGGAAGAGGAGACUGAGAGAGGAAGAACAAGCUGCUUUUUCUUUAAUGGCGUUGUCUUGUGGCUCAGUUCUUGCAUGAAACAGGAAAAGAAGAGAAACAGAAUGGGGAUAAAGCUGAACAACCUCUAACCCACAUACCUUUUCUUUGUCCGUUUUUUAUUAGUUUUUUUUUUCCUAGAAAAAAAAAGUUAGUAGUAGUUUUGUUAGUGUAGUGAAGGGGAUGCAAUGUUGUUAAUGGGUGUCUUUACCUUUCUUCUUCUCCAUUUUCAUAGGAAGAUGAUGAAGUGGUGAAGUAAUGGUGAUAUAGUGUAGAUAGUAUUUUCGGAAUUAUGAACGAAAUAUAUGUUCUCCUAGAUAUGGGAUUUUAUAA